Molecule: messenger RNA, 5607 nt
Organism: Closterium sp. NIES-65
Lineage: Eukaryota; Viridiplantae; Streptophyta; Zygnematophyceae; Desmidiales; Closteriaceae
Source: the annotation of a GenBank genome assembly
AUGCGACCCGAGCCGCCUGUCGCCGAGCAGCCAGGGACCCGAGCCGCCCUGCAGCCGAGCCGCCCGGGAGCCGAGCCGCCCUGCACCCGAGCCGCCCUGCAGCCGAGCCGCCCGGGAGCCGAGCCGCCCUGCACCCGAGCCGCCCUGCCGUCGAGCCACCCGGGAGCCGAUCCGCUGUACACCCGAGCCGCCUGGUCGCCGUUCUGCUUUUCUGUCGAGCUGCGCGACCUGCCCUGCCUGGGUCGCGCCAUUGAUUUUGAGGUCUGGCUAGACGACCUGCAGCUGUUCUUACAGUGCGACAGGGCUGAUGACCUUUCUCUCUUUGACCUCACCUCUGGCGCCUCUCCUGCUCCUGCUGCUGAUGCUGAUCCCGCUGUCCGCUCUAAGUGGGCCACCCGCGAUGCUGCUGCACGUCUUGCUGUGCGUCGCCACCUCCCUACCUCUGAGCGUGCGCACUUUAGUCAGUACAAGAGUGCUCAGACCUUGUACGACGCUGUAGUUGCGCGCUACUCCUCCCCUGCCACUGCUGCACUGAGCCGUCUCAUGCUUCCCUACCUCUUUCCUGACCUCUCUGCCUUUCCCACUGUCGCUGACCUCAUUACGCACCUCCGCACUAGUGACACUCGCUACCGCGCCGCCCUUCCUGCUGAGUUCUGCGCUAGGAACCCCCCUCCCAUGUACAUCGCUCUCUACUACGUAGUCGCACGCCUCCCUGACUCCCUUCGCGUCGUCAGGGACCAUUUUCUCGCAGUCUGUCCCACCACUCUCACCGUCGACUUCCUCGAGAAGGCCCUCCUUGCAGCGGAGAAGAGCAUAGUCGCUGUAGGUGCUUCUCGUGGUGACCCUCGCACCCCCAUCUUUGAGGGGUGCUCUCCUUCCCCCUUGCUGCCCUCUGUUGCCUCUGCUGCUGCUGCCGACCUGCUUGGUCUUGAGUCGGUCGGCGCGGCGUCUGCCCCUAGUGGGAGACGUCGCUCCAGCAAGGGCAAGGGAGGCAAGGGCGCGGGUGGAGCUGGGGGGGGCGGUGGCGGUGGCGGCGGUGGCGGCGGAGGGAGUGGGGGUGGCGGCGGGACUAGUGGCGGGGGUGGUGGUGGUGGUGGUGGCAGCAGCGGCGGAGACGGUGGUGGUGGUGCCAGCGGUGGUGGUGGAGGCAGCGGCGGGGGUGGAGGCGGCGGAGGUGGAGGCAGUGGAGGCGGCAGCGGCGGAGGCAGUAGUGGUGGAGGAGGUGGAGCUGGUCGGGGUGGUACCCAGCAGCGUAGCGGCGGUGGUGGUGGCCAGCGCUCGCACCGGCAGCAGCAGCAGCGCUCACGGGACAUCCCUUCGCCUCAGCAGCUUCGUGAGUGGUACGCUGGGCGUCAGAGGGGUGGGGGUACUGGUCCCUGCACCUACGUUCUUCGUUCCGGCGACCGCGCGGGUGAGCAGUGUGGGGGUGCCCACGCCACCCAGCGCUGCUUUGGCCGCCUGACGGACGCUUGGCGUCAGCAGUUCCCUGGGGCUAGUGAGAUCCCUCGCUGGGAUGAGCUUCUCAGGGCUGGUGUAGCGAUCUUUGAUCUUGAUUUUGAUGCUAUCCUUACUGCUAUGUAUGUUGUGGAUUAUAGUGAGGAGAAUGAGGGUUACCGGUGUUUCCAGCCCGACCCGGGCAUUGGUACUGCUGCGCUAGGUACUUGUGAGGCUGCUGCUCUAGGUGCCAGUGCGUCUGCGCUCUCAGGUACUGGUGAGAGUGCGUUCUCAGGUACUGAGUCGUCCUCGUCCUCCCUCACUUUCACACUUGACUCCGGAGCUUCUCGCUCCUUCUUUCGAGACCGCACUACCCUUUCGCCGCUCGCCAGGCCGGUUGCGGUCUCCCUUGCUGACCCCUCUGGGGGUCCUGUCCUGUCUCACUUCUCCACUGUCCUCCCGUGUCCGGCUGCCCCUUCGGGCACCCUGUCGGGUCUGUACCUUCCCUCGUUCUCUACGAACUUGGUGAGUGGAGCGGACCUGCAGGAUGGGGGUGUUCACCAGUUCACUCCUGCGCGUCAGCGGGUGACCCAAUGCACGGAGGCUCGCACAGGCCGACACCUGGCCACGUUCUCGCGUCGGCCGGGGUCGAGUCUCUACACCCUGACCGUUGAGUCUCCUCCUGUCCCUGCGUCUGGUCAGGUAGUUGCGUCGGGUCAGGUACUUGCUGCUGCGUCCCGGUCAGGUCCUGAGUCUGCCCCCUGUUCUUGUCGCCUCCUAUCUCACGAGACUCUCCUGUGGCACCACCGUCUUGGCCACCCCUCCUUGCCCCGUCUUCGGAGCAUGGCUUCCCGUGUCCUUGUCUCUGGUCUUCCCCAGUCUCUCCCUCCUCUCCCCUCCGGGCCAGGACCUUCCUGUGUCCCCUGUGUCGAGGGUCGCCUCCGGGCUACUCCUCACUCCUCCCACUUCCCCCCGACAGAGGCUCCCCUGCAGACGCUUCACAUGGAUGUGUGGGGCCCAGCCCCCGUCCGUGGGCAGGGUUACGAGCGAUACUUCCUGUUGGUGGUUGACGACUACUCGCGUUACACCACAGUCCUCCCCUUGCGCAGCAAGGGUGCGGUCACUGAGGUGCUGAUCGACUGGAUCCGCGAGGCUCGUCUCCAGCUCAGGAAGAGCUUCGGCUCGGACUUUCCUGUUCUGCGUCUGCACUCUGACAGAGGCGGAGAGUUCUCUUCUCGCCUUCUGCGAGACUACUGUCGUGCACGGGGGAUCCGCCAGACCUUCACGCUUUCGGACUCACCACAGCAAAAUGGGAUUGCUGAGCGCCGCAUUGGCAUGGUCAUGGAUGUCGCUCGUACGUCCAUGAUGCAUGCGGCUGCCCCCCAUUUUCUGUGGCCGUUUGCGGUGAGGUACGCGGCGCAUCAGCUCAACCUUCACCCCCGGGUCUCUCGGCCUGCGAUGUCCCCAGCCUUGCUGUGGACGGGGGAGGUUGGCGAUGCGUCUGUGUUCCGUGUCUGGGGAUCUCGGGCGUUUGUCCGCGACUUGUCUGCGGACAAGCUGUCCCCUCGUGCUGCUCCCUGUGUCUUCCUUGGCUUCCCCACUGACGCCCCAGGGUGGCAGUUUUACCACCCCUCCUCUCGUCGUGUUCUGUCCUCCCAGGACGUCACGUUCGACGAGUCAGUCCCCUUCUACCGUCUCUUCCCCUACCGCACUCCUUCCCUCCCCCCUCCCCCGGACUUCCUUGUGCCGGUUCCCCCCCCGGUAGACCCCCUCCCCCCUCAGGUUCCUGCCCCCUCAGGUGUGUCCCAGGUAGACGCCGUUGACCCGGUCGAGGUUACUGCUGGAGCUGCUGAGGGCGUUCUUGCUGAGCUUGCUGCUGUUGGUCCUGCCGCUGGAGGUGUGGGUGGCGCUGGUGCUGUCGCUGAGGGUGCUGGUGCUGUCCCUGCUGAGACUGGAGCUGCCGCGCGGCCUCGGCCGUACUUCGUUCCGCUCCUUCAGCAGGUUCUUGGUCUUUCUCCUCCAGUAGAGGGUCCACCGCCUGUCCAGUCGCAGUCCCUACUGGAGCCUUCCUCUCCUCUGCCUGCUCCCUCUCCUUACACUGGUCCUACUGGAGGUCUUGCUGAGCGUCGUGAGCCUGCGUCUCGCCCCGCGUCGCCUGUUCGUGCUGCUCGCGCUAGUGGUCGCAGUUCGCGUCAGCGUCCUCCUCCUGUCCCUGGCACGCACCGGAUGUCUCUGCGUCCGUCCACUGCUCCUCUGCGUGCCCCUUUGCCUUCUCCUCCUGAGUCCUCUCUUCCUGCGCUUGCCGACCCUGAGUCGGACUCUCUUCGCGCUGCGAGUCCUACUGUCACGCGUCUGCUUGCUACUGUCGUCACUGACCCCUCUUUUGAGUCCACUGCUGCGUCUGCUCUCGACUACGCUGCUAGUCUUGUUGCUGAGCCUGCGUCUGUCUGUCCUCCGUCCGUCGGGGGUGAGUGUGCUCUUGGCACGGACGUCCUAGAGGACAGGCAGGAGGAGUUACAGUGUCUAGCGGCUGCUUCACCUCAUCUCGCGUCUGUACUGCUUGCCCCUGAGGGAGAUCCGGAUGCACUAGACAUCCCGACUCCGCGUUCUUACGCGGAGGCCGUAGAGGGCCCCUACUCCUCUCAUUGGCAGGCAGCCAUGGAUGCAGAGAUGGCUUCCUGGAAGUCCACAGGCACCUACGUUGACGCGGUUCCCCCUCCUGGGGCGAACAUAGUCAGUGGCAUGUGGAUCUUCAGGGUGAAGCGGCCGCCGGGCUCUCCACCUGUCUUCAAGGCACGGUACGUUGCUCGUGGCUUCAGUCAGCGGCAGGGAGUUGACUACUUUCAGACCUUCUCUCCCACCCCGAAGAUGACUACUCUUCGGGUGCUGCUGCACAUAGCCGCUCAGCGCGACUACGAGCUUCACUCUCUCGACUUCAGCACUGCGUUCUUGCAGGGUAGCCUGCACGAGGAGAUCUGGCUUCGCCGUCCACCUGGCUUCACUGGGACUUUCCCUCCUAGCACCCAGUGGAGCCUCAGACGGCCAGUCUACGGUCUCCGCCAGGCACCGCGUGAGUGGCACGACACACUGAGGACUACGCUUGCGGCUCUUGGGUUUGCUCCUUCUACUGCUGACCCGUCGCUGUUUCUUCGCACCGACACUUCCCUGCCGCCGUUCUACAUCCUCGUGUACGUCGACGACUUGGUCUUUGCCACAGCGGACACUGCUGGACUCGCCUACGUGAAGUCCGAGCUGCUGAAGAGACACACGUGCACAGACGUGGGUGAACUGCGCAGCUACCUUGGCUUGCAGAUCACUCGGGACAGAGCACGCCGCACCAUUACCUUGACUCAGUCACACAUGGUGCAGCAGGUCCUUCAGCGCUUCGGCUUCACGUACUCCUCGCCUCAGGCCACUCCUCUGCCUACUUGCCACUCACUCUCAGCUCUGCCUUCGGAUGAGUCCGUAGAGUCGAGUGGUCUGUAUGCAGAGCUUGUUGGCUGCCUCAUGUACCUGAUGACCUGCACACGACCUGACCUUGCAUACCCUCUGAGCAUUCUUGCACGCUAUGUUGCUCCUGGGAGACACAGACCGGAGCAAAUGGCUGCAGCGAAGAGGGUAUUGCGCUACCUGUGCAGUACGUCAGGCAUGGGGCUAGUGCUUGGAGGGCGGAGUCCAGUGGUCCUUACCGGCCACGCGGACGCUUCUUGGGCUGACGACCAGGCUACGCAGCGGUCGUCACAGGGUUACACCUUCAGCCUUGGUUCCGGCUCUGUCUCGUGGCGGUCUACUCGCUCGUCUUCGGUUCUCGGCUCCAGUUGUGAGGCUGAGAUCUACGCCGGGGCCAUGGCUGCACAGGAGCUUCGCUGGCUCACCUACCUGCUGACUGACCUUGGAGAGCCGCCUCGUUCUCCUCCAGUGCUGUACGUAGACAACAAGGCUAUGCUGGCCUUGUGUCGAGAGCAGCGCUUGGAGCACAGAACGAAGCACAUUGCUCUCCGCUACUUCCUUGCUCGUGAGUUGCAGCAGCGUGGUCAGUUGCGACUUGCGUACGUGGCCUCUGAGGCCAACACUGCUGAUGUGUUCACCAAGGCACUCGCGCCUUGUGACCAUCAGCGCUUUUGCACCCAGCUGGGUCUUGUGCCUGUCUUGCCUCACUUGCUCUCCUCUUGA